CUUUUUUUUUUGUUCCUGCCUGUGUCUGCCGUAUUGUCUUUGCUCGUUCGACUCUUAAGACAAGGCAUUCUCUCUCUCUCUUCACUUACCAUUGCGUUAAAGUGUUCAUCCUCAUAGGGACAUCCCCGCGCGCACACUCUCUUUCUCUCACCCACUCAUUUGCUGAUUCUUCCCCCUUUUGUCCCCUGUUUCCAUUGUCAUAUACAAGCCAACGCAGCCCCGGAAGAGGGAAAACCUGGAAGACCCAUCUGGUGUUUAGCCUCUCUUUGCAGCUGUUUCUGGGCUUUUUUCGGUAUUUGUCCCAAAAACUGCCUCAUACAAGAAGGGGACGCAAAUCCAAGUUUUUCCCCCCCUGUUAAGGAGUUGUGCCAUUGAGAGGGAGCGAGAAAGCAUCUGAAGGAGCUCUUGGCACCUGUGUUUCUGAUUAACUUUGAUGAUUCCAAGCAAAAGCCAGAGGAGGAGAGAGAGCAGAGCACACUGCACGGCUGCAUGAACUGUUGUGAUACAAUGACAGAUGACAACUCCCAGAAAAGCAAGGUCUCAUGGUCAAAGAGGAUGGCCAGGAAGCUGUUCAACGUCAAGUGCAAGCCUGAGGACUUUCAGGCAGAUGAAAUGGUUUCUGCAGGAGGUGAUGUUGAGUUCCGGACCAGCAUAUCGGGGAGAGAACCGGGCACAAUUAAGAAAAGCAGAACAGAGAAGUCCAGCAAGAACACGGAGCAGCAUCGGAGAAGGAGAAUGAAUCUCGAUAAUCCACGAGUUAUAGAUGUGCACAACUACAGCAUUUUUGUGGCCACAUGGAACGUAGCAGGAAGAUCACCACCUCAGAAUCUAAACCUAGAUGAAUGGCUUCAUGCAUCUCCUCCAGCUGACAUUUAUGUACUCGGAUUCCAAGAAAUAGUUCCUUUGAAUGCUGGUAACAUUCUGGGAGCAGAAGACAGCGGUCCGGCCAAGAAGUGGCUGGCUCUUAUCCGUAAAUCUCUAAACAAUCUACCAGGAACCAGUGGAGGCAAUUUUUGCUACACCCCGUCUCCAAUCCCUCAACCAGUCGCAGAAAUUAACGCAGACUUCGAGGCAUCGGUGAGGCGCAGGGCCUCGACUCUCUUCCCUCGCCGAUCAUUCCAAACAACCCCCAGUUGGAGAGAUAACGACCCUUCGAUUGGCCAGCCGCGGCUUGAUCGGCGGUAUAGUGUUUGUGACAGGGUGUAUUGGGGUCAUAGGGCGAGUGAUUUUGACCCCAGUUUUAGAUGGGGCCAGAGGCCAAGCGAUUAUUCCCGGCCAAGUGAUUAUUCCCACCGGAGCGAUUAUUCCCGACGGAGCGAUUCCCGACGGAGUGAUUCCCGACGGAGCGAUUCCCGACGGAGCGAUUCCCGACGGAGUGAUUCCCGACGGAGUGAUUAUUCUCGGCGGAGUGAUUACCUAGUUUCCCGGCCUAGUGAUUUCUCAAGAUGGGGUUCGUCGGACGAUGACAAUGGGCUCGGACCCGAAGAUUCGCCAAGCACGGUGUUGCAUUCACCGAUGUCUUACGGGGGGUUUCCAUCAACUGAAAAUGGUUAUAGGACAAGAGGGAGUUCAAGAUAUGGCUUAGUUGCGAGCAAGCAAAUGGUCGGCAUCUUCUUGACGGUGUGGGUGAAGAGUGAACUGAGGGACCACGUUCAGAACAUGAAGGUCUCUUGCGUUGGUAGAGGAUUGAUGGGCUACCUGGGAAAUAAGGGAUCUAUUUCCAUAAGCAUGCUGUUGCACCAAACAAGCUUUUGUUUCAUAUGUAGUCAUCUAACGUCGGGCCAGAAAGGGGGUGAUGAGCUGAGAAGGAACGCUGAUGUUAUGGAAAUUCUUAAGAAGACAAGGUUUCCCAAAGUUAACAGUGCCGGGGCUGACAAGUCCCCAGAAACCAUUCUUGAGCAUGACCGGGUUAUUUGGCUUGGGGAUUUGAACUAUCGUAUUGCCAUCUCUUAUCGAUCUGCCAAGGCACUUGUGGAGAUGCAGAAUUGGAGGGCGCUUUUGGAGAAUGAUCAGUUACGGAUUGAACAGAGGCGAGGCCGGGUCUUUGUGGGGUGGAAUGAAGGGAAAAUUUAUUUUCCACCAACAUACAAGUACUCCACCAAUUCAGACAGAUACGCAGGGGAUGAUAUGCAUCCACGGGAAAAGCGUCGUACACCUGCAUGGUGCGAUCGGAUUUUAUGGUAUGGGGAAGGCCUUCAUCAGCAAUCCUAUGUCCGUGGUGAGUCAAGGUUCUCGGACCACAGACCGGUUUAUGGCAUUUUCUAUGCUGAGGUAGAAUCGAGCCAUACACGGUUAAGGAAAAGCACAAGCUAUACUAGUUCGAGAGUUCAGGUCGAGGAACUACUUCCAUAUUCGCAUGGAUACACUGAAUUAAACUUUUUCUGAAUGACGAUGGAACAGCGACUAAUACCAGGCACAAUACUGGAGCUUUAUCAUAUUCCUUGUCUUGUUGGGGGGCCUAAAGUUACAACGGUCGGGCAGCUGUUUCAGAAACAUGAAGGAUACAUUUUUUCUAAAGAGGAUCUGAAUUUUGCUCAUCUUUUGGAGAUUUGAGCAUUUGGAGCGUCUAUGGUGAAGUCACCUGAAAUCACUUCUUCAAAAGAGGCGGAAAUCACUUGAAAGAGUCUCCUUGGAAGGAUGAUGGGGACCUUGCCUCACCCACUAACCGAAAAAGGCCUAAAUACUGCUAACUUUGCUAACCUACUCACGACGAUAAAAAAAACUACAUAGUCUUAGCUGCGGAGCUUACAGCUUCAGUACAUAUCAAAACAAAAGAUGCAAUUAAAAAGCCAUAUGACCGGUCGCAUAAUCUUCAGUGACAGCAGUUUUUGAACUCCACAAUGACUAGGAUAGGACUUCACCAGGCCAGAGUUGCAAGUUCCAGACCAAAGAUUAUUUGAUUCUUUAUUCUAAUUUCUUCAGGAGAUUAUUUUUUUAACCCUUUUGUGAAUUUAAAGAGAAGGAAGAACGGGAAAACACAAUCAUUUGGGUACUCCCCCUUUUUGUUUUAAAUGCAUAUAGAAGUGAAGCAUUUGAUGAUUUUUGUAAGGUUCUUCAUUAUUAAAAGUGAUGGAGGAUCAUAGAGAAAAGAAGGAAAAUGGAAAGAAAAAGCUGAAACGCUCUUGUUCUUAUGCUUGUCUUGUUGCUGAUGAUUAUACUGAAAAGGCAGUUUUCUUGAUCA
Eucalyptus grandis is the source of this 3181-nucleotide messenger RNA. RefSeq names its product type IV inositol polyphosphate 5-phosphatase 7. Lineage: Eukaryota; Viridiplantae; Streptophyta; Magnoliopsida; Myrtales; Myrtaceae. Gene Ontology annotation, molecular function: phosphatidylinositol-3,4,5-trisphosphate 5-phosphatase activity; phosphatidylinositol-4,5-bisphosphate 5-phosphatase activity; inositol-polyphosphate 5-phosphatase activity. Gene Ontology annotation, biological process: phosphatidylinositol dephosphorylation. The record is from RefSeq and is a predicted model, not a curated record.